GUUCAGUUCCAUUCUGUCUUUUGCGGCGAAACUGCGUAUUUCGCAAAAUGUUUCUUCCUAUCGCAAUAUUAGCAGUAACAAUCUUGCUGUACUAUUAUGGAACGCGAAAAUCAAAAUACUGGGAGAAACGGGGUGUCAAAUAUGAUAAACCUUUACCGUUUGUUGGAAAUAACCUCAAGGGAUAUCUUAUCCAGAAAAGUGUCACGGAAGUAGUCGUAGACACAUAUUGGAAAUAUCCACAUGAGAAAGUCGUGGGAUUCUUUCGUGCAGUUGAACCAGAAUUGGUGAUAAGAGAUCCCGAAAUUAUUAAACGUAUUUUAGUGACUGAUUUCGAACAUUUCUACCCUCGUGGGAUUAAUCAUAAGGAAGUAGUGGAACCUCUGAUGAGAAAUUUGUUCUUUGCGGAUGGUGACCUGUGGCGGCUCUUACGGCAACGGAUGACACCAGCCUUCACCAGCGGCAAGCUGAAAGCUAUGUUUCCUUUGAUCGUUGACUGCGCUGAUAGACUACAAAAACGUGCCCUCUCUGAAUCAAUCAACGCGAAGACAAUAGACGCCCGUGACAUGAUGGCUCGAUAUACGACUGACUUCAUCGGAGCUUGUGGCUUUGGUGUUAAUGCUGAUUCACUCAGUGAUGAAGAUUCAGCCUUUAGAAAACUUGGCAAAGAUAUAUUUACGCCUCGAGUCCAAGAUAUCAUAGUAGCUGUAUUGAAAGAAAUGUUUCCGGAUACUUUCAAACACUUGAAAUAUUUAUCUCGACUUGAAGAUGAGUUCAAGAGAUUUGUGACUGAAGUUCUUCGUCUCAGAAACUACAAACCAUCAGGAAGAAACGAUUUUAUCGAUCUGAUGUUGGAGUGUAAAGCAAAGGGUACUAUUGUCGGUGAAUCUAUUGAACGGCGAAAGAAAGAUGGAUCCCCAGAAAUCGCAACCGUUGAACUGGACGACACGCUGAUUGCUGCUCAGGUAUUUGUCUUCUUUGCAGCCGGUUUUGAGACUUCCUCUUCUGCUACCAGCUAUACAUUACACGAACUAGCUUUCCACCCAGAAAUACAAGAAAAAGUACAGAAAGAAAUUGACACAGUUCUGGCUAAGCAUGACAAUAAAUUAAGUUAUGAUGCAGUCAAAGAGAUGACUUAUUUGGAAUGGACGCUCAAAGAAGGCAUGAGGAUGUUGCCUUCUCUUGGAUUUUUAAUUCGCAAAAGUGUGAGGCCCUACACGUUUCCCGAGCUUGGAAUGACGAUUGACGCUGACGUGCAAAUAACGAUUCCAGUGCAGGCGCUGCAUAAUGAUCCAAAGUACUUUGAUAAUCCCAAGGAAUUUCGUCCAGAACGUUUUAAUCCGGAAAUAUUGACCAGAGAACAGAAAGACGUGUACUUGCCAUUUGGUAUUGGGCCUCGCGCCUGCAUUGGCGAGAGAUUAGGGCUGAUGCAAUCAGUGGCUGGGCUGGCGGCUGUGUUGUCAAAGUUUACUGUAUCACCGGCACCUAAUACAAUACGAUCGCCAAAAAUAGACCCAACCUCGGAUAUCGUUCAGACCAUCAAAGGAGGUUUGCCGUUGCAAUUCCGUGUGAGAAAGUAGUCUAUUCACGAUUCUUCAAUAAAUUUAAAUACUUCUGUGAUUUUGAAUUUAAAUUCAAUAAAUCUUCAUUAUAUAUAGCGUAAUCACAGAGCACGAAACGUCAUUUUUUUUUGCAUGACUAUAUUUGUUUAUAACGGUUUAAUUAUGAUACAUUUAUCAUAAUUUCAUUUAUUUAUUCACCAUGUUUUGUUUUAUAUUCGUAAAUCAUUUAGUAAGUAGUACAUUUUUAAAUGUUUUUAAUAUAUGAAAUGAAUUAAAAUCAUUUUUAUCGUC
This is a messenger RNA of Plodia interpunctella (Indianmeal moth), 1850 nucleotides long. Its product is annotated as cytochrome P450 6B6-like. The coding region runs from base 48 to 1577 and encodes 509 amino acids. The transcript has a single exon. The record is from RefSeq and is a predicted model, not a curated record. Lineage: Eukaryota; Metazoa; Arthropoda; Insecta; Lepidoptera; Pyralidae. Gene Ontology annotation, molecular function: monooxygenase activity; heme binding; oxidoreductase activity, acting on paired donors, with incorporation or reduction of molecular oxygen.